Messenger RNA from Monoraphidium neglectum, 996 nucleotides. Its product is annotated as tetratricopeptide repeat protein, circadian expression. The record is from RefSeq and is a predicted model, not a curated record. The transcript is spliced from 6 exons. Bases 1 to 996 code for a protein of 331 amino acids. Gene Ontology annotation, molecular function: protein binding. Lineage: Eukaryota; Viridiplantae; Chlorophyta; Chlorophyceae; Sphaeropleales; Selenastraceae.
AUGGCGGGCGCAACGGACGGCCUGCGGGAGCAGGGCAACGCGGAGUUCCGCAACGGGGACUUUCUGAAGGCCGCGGCCACCUACACACGCGCGAUCAAGGCCAACCCUGGCAGCGGGAUCCUGGAGGCGCAGGGGCACUUGGAGGAGGCGGUGCAAGUGCUGAAGGAGGGCACUGAGGCGGCGGGCUCUGGGGAGCAGGAGCUGGGGAGGCAGGUCAAGGCCCUAACGCGGAAGCUCAAGGGAUGCGGCACCAGCGGCGGGGCCGGCGCGGCAGCGGCGGCAGGCAACGCCAAGGCGACGCCCGGCAUCAAAGCAAUGGCUGCAACAGGGGUGUGUGAAAACGGCGGCAAGGCUCCGGCCUCCGCGGCUGAGGCGGCGGCGCUCGCAUUUGCGGACAGCUGGAUCGCGUACGCACAGGAACAGCUGCGGCAGCACGGCACCGACUUUGCUCCCACAGUCCACUUCAUGCCAGGCUCGGGCUCCAACACGCCGGAGGAGCCGCACGAGGCUGCGAGCGUGCAGGGCAAGGGCGCGUUUGCCGACCCGGCGGCGCUGGCUGACUUUGUCAACUUCCUCCGACGCAAGGGCGAGGAGCUGGCGGCGAGGGCCGUGGUCAGCAUCGUGCCCAAGGCUGCGGUCGCCUUCCCGCAGAUGUGGCUGCAGCAGCUGUGGCCCUAUUCACGGGAGCAGGACGGCGUUUUUCUUCAGCUGCAGGCCGUGGUUCCUGGGCAGGAGGCCAACGCCAAACCUGCUGGCGCCAGCAAGGGCGGAAAGGGCGCCGCUGCACCGGCCGCGGCGCGCCGCAGGGACGCACCCAAGGCGCGCGCAGACCAGGGCGCUUCGCCCGGCAGCACGGAGGCGGCUGUAGACGCGGGCCAGGUUUCACGGCUGUGGUUUGCGCGGCUGGGCGAGGCUGAGGAGGGCGGCAGGUUCCGGGCGCGCGCGCUGCACGAGCUGCCUUGCGACCUGGCAUUGCUGCCUAGCCUGCUGCGGUGA